AUGCCCAAAUGUAGCUCUCAGUGGCUACCAACUUCUGCCAAUGCCCGAACUUUGCAUGAAGAUGAUGCCGUGCUCACACGUUUCUACAGUCGUGUGCAGGCAACCAUCGCAAAGCUCGAACGAUCGUCAGAGACAGUUCCAGCCGCCAGUAUUACGUCUCUUUGUGAGUGCGCUCCUCAAGACACCGCCAAGAUUUCAUUCUCAAACUUCAGAGCGUCUUUUAGUAGCAAUGUUAACUAUCUUAAGAAGAGCGCCCGACGGUUCUCGUCCGGCGACUUGUCCGAUUUUGACGACGACGGAGAGGCGAAUAUUCGCAAGCAGGAGGUCAUCACCCAACAGGUCGGCGCUCGAAAGGUGAGCAACAGCAGCAGCGUUUCUGGCAUCGGAUCCACGGCAUCAACACCAGGCAGCAGUCAACCGGCGAGCAGCAGUAGAGCCGCCCCUAUUGCUGGCCCCAGCGGCGCGUCCCUCGGGGGUGCAGGAAGCAACUCUGCCAUGAACACCGUCGGGACGCCGUCCUCUUCCAGCGGCUUCGGCAGCGCGGCAGACAGCACCAGCGGAGGGAGCGGCCCCAGCGUCGGGGGAUUUAGUCUGAACUUCUCGAGGCCAGGUUCACGUACAACUUCUGCCCCUACCUCACCCUCCAAAACUAGGGAGAGCUUUUUACAGCGGGUCUCAUCUCUGACGGGGGCGGUGAGGGGUGAAGUGACGCAGCAAAAGCCAGCCUACAACAAGGACCGCUGCCUCAACCUGCUCGUCAUAGACGAUCAGAACACCGACUGGUCGAAAUAUUUCCGCGGUAAAAAGAUCCACGGCGACUGGGACAUCCGCGUGGAGCAAAGCGAGUUCCGCGAGCUGAGCGUGAGCGCCGCCUCUGACGGUGGCGCUCUCGUGGCAAUCGGCAGGAAUGGAGGCAAAGUUAUCCGGUCGUUCCGACCAGACUUCGUAUUUAUCCGACAAAACAUGCGCGACGCUGGAGAAGAUUAUAAGAAAAUUCUUCUUGCCCUUAAAUUCGGUGGAGUGCCAUCAAUUAACUCCAUUCAGGCGAUCUACAACUUUCAGGAUAAGCCUUGGGUUUUCGCUCAUCUCUUGGAGAUUCAAAAGCGACUGGGCAAGGAGCGGUUUCCUCUCAUCGAACAAAACUACUACCCAAGCCAUCGAGAAAUGGUGUCGGCUGCUCGGUAUCCGUGUGUGUUCAAGAUCGGUCACGCACACGGAGGGCUGGGGAAAGUGCGGGUAGAAAGCAAUGCGGACUUCCAAGACAUGGCUUCAGUGGUGGCCGUAGCCAACACGUACGCCACCACCGAGCCAUACAUCGACUCCAAAUUUGACAUUCAUGUUCAGAAAAUUGGAGGCAGUUAUAAAUGCUUCCAGCGGAAAUCUAUAUCCGGAAACUGGAAAACCAACACCGGUUCUGCCAUGCUCGAACAAAUCGCGAUGACCGAGCGCUACAAGCUCUGGGUAGACGAGGUGUCACUGCUGUUCGGAGGCCUAGCCAUCUGCGCCAUAGAAGCGAUCGUGGACAAGAGCGGCAAGGAGCACAUCAUCGAAGUGAACGACUGCGCCUUGCCCCUCAUGGGCGACACGCAGGAGGACGAUAGGCGGUACAUGGCAGAACUGGUGGCUACGAAAAUGCAGUCAAGCACACGUACAUCCACCGACAUUCAGCGAGGGUCUUCACGAAGUAGCAUGGGAGUGUCGUCCACUUCUGGUGCUCCUCCAACGGGUGAAGUGAAGGCUCCGCCACCCAAACCACCUCCACCGGUCACCACCCAGAUGUCCAUGGGUGCCGUGUCACCCACGGAGGACUCGAGUGCACGACUCAGCACGACCGAACCCACGUCUUCAACCACCCAAGGAGGUUCACCCAACGCCCAAAGAAGAGACUCGCAAGCAUCUCAGUCGAGUAGCAUGAGCGGCUUCAGCAGCGCCAGCAGCGCUAGGAGACCGGAAGACCAGCAGAGUCAGCCAGUCAAGACCGGUCACUUCGGCAGACAGACUUCAGCGACGAACGAGAACCCGGACGACACAGAAGAUACCAUGAAGAAUCUACGCAAGACUUUUGCCGGUAUUUUCGGUGACAUGUAGACGAAGGGACAUUGGUUUUUAAAUUAACUCAUCACGUUGGUCAUCCGAAAAAGUUUUUUUUUUACUUUUUCCACUCGUACGCUCAAAUCGUAAUUAGUUUGACGGAUUUUAUGGAAAGUUUUAUCGGGAAGUAAUAAUCAUUUUGUUACUCAGUUUGAUUAUCGUCACCGCAAGUAAGCAUGGUUUAUCUUCAGCUGGAAUAAAUGAGGAAAAUUCCGGAAAAAUUCUAAAAUUAAUCGUAGAUCUCAGCAUUAUUUUAAUUAAAUGACUUGCACAAUAAGAUAUAUUACAUGGAGAAGUGAUGAAUAUUCAAGAUAUCAUUUUAAUAAAAUCAUUAUUAUAAAUUCAAUAACAGUUUUAAAAUAAAUUUCGAGGCCACCACAAGUAAUAAGCAGUUUAUCUCUGCAAGCAAAGAUGCAAAUCCCUUAUCUGAACGAAGAGGGAAACAUAAUCCCAGUGGCUUUCACAUAAUGUUAAGUAUUGAAUUCUCGUGAAAUAUCUCCAUCCCUCCAUAACUUUACCAUUAGUAGACGGAAUAUUUUACCCUUUACCUUCAAAGUAUGGACUGCUCGUUGCGGUGCUGCUCCCUUGACUACAAACUGCCAGCAAUACCGAUUUUUUACCGGAUAUACUUUUUCUGAUCUCAAUGAAAGCUAACUACAUUAUUGACAUAAAGAGUUAUUUGAAAGAAUAAAUUUAACCAUUGUAAUGAUUCAAGAAGAAAAGAAAAAGA
Messenger RNA from Hyalella azteca, 2821 nucleotides. It is a transcript of the gene Syn, whose product is annotated as synapsin. Gene Ontology annotation, cellular component: synaptic vesicle; synaptic vesicle membrane. Lineage: Eukaryota; Metazoa; Arthropoda; Malacostraca; Amphipoda; Hyalellidae. The transcript has 14 exons. Gene Ontology annotation, molecular function: ATP binding. The coding region runs from base 1 to 2088 and encodes 695 amino acids. The record is from RefSeq and is a predicted model, not a curated record. Gene Ontology annotation, biological process: neurotransmitter secretion.